UUACAUUGUGGGUGUCUCCGUGUCGGUGCAGCUCUCAUUUCCUCCUCCCGUUGUUGUGCUGUUUCCUGUCGGUUGGAUCAUGGCAGCCGUGAUGUCUCCGGCGAGGCCUCUGUGCGACAGUGAUCCGACAACCUCUGGACCGCCCUCUCUUAAGGAAGAUAAUUCAAAUGAUGCGAGAGAGACAGAAGAAAAUUCAAAUGAUGGAAGCCAAGCCCCAAAACGGAGACGCACAACAUCAGGAGACAGUUCUCCAAGUUGUGAAAAUUCAAACCAAGAUUUUGGCUCCAAUUACUUUCCAGCAGAAAAUCUUACAGAGUAUAAAUGGCCAUCGGAUGAAACAGGAGAGUACUAUAUGCUACAAGAACAAGUCAGUGAAUAUUUAGGUGUCACUUCAUUUAAACGCAAAUAUCCAGAUUUGGAGAGAAGAGAUCUGUCUCACAAAGAAAAAGUGUAUCUGAGGGAGCAAAACGUGAUCACGGAAACUCAAUGUACUUUAGGUUUGACGGCUUUACGAAGUGAUGAAGUUAUAGACCUCAUGAUAAAAGAGUACCCCACUAAGCAUUCAGAGUAUUCUGUUAUACUUCAGGAGAAAGAGCGACAGCGUUUAGCAGAUCAUUACAAGGAAUACUCAAUAACUACUGGAGAGAUUCAGAAUGAAGUAUGUGAUCAGGAUGAAACAGAAAAACAAAUGCAACAACAAAACACACAGAAGGUCGAGCUUAGCAAAGUUCCGGAGUACAUCAAAAAAGCUGCCAAGAAAGCUGCAGAGUUUAAUAGCAACUUAAACCGUGAGAGAAUGGAAGAGAGGCGAGCUUAUUUUGAUUUACAAACACACAUUAUACAGGUGCCUCAGGGAAAGUACAAAAUUCUACCAACUGGGGUGACAAAAGUGAGCCCUUAUCCAGUUUCUCUCAUACCUGGGCAGUUUCAGGAGUACUACAAAAGGUAUUCCCCAAAUGAACUCCGCUAUUUGCCAUUGAACACUGCCUUAUACGAACCUCCUCUAGAUCCUAUGGACCCUGAAGUACUUGCUAUGGACAGCGAAGGAGAUUCAGAUGAUCUUGACGAGGGACGCGUGGAUAAGAAAAAAAUCAAAGGAUCCUCUGGCAGCUCCUCUGGGAAUGUGUCGGAUGGUGAAAUCCAAAAGGAAAACAAGAACAAGGAUGAGACGCUACAAGCAAAAACAAAAACAAAAGAAAAAAGCACCCCAAAAAAGGAGAGCACCAAACGUUCUGUACAGUCCAAAUCGGUCUCCGGGUACAAGCGAAAGUCCAAACCAAAUGCUAUUUGUGGAAUUUGUCUGUUGGGUAAGGCUAAGGAUAAAGAUAAGGAUCCCGCCAAGAAAGGAAAAUCCGAGAAACUCAUACACUGCUCCCAAUGCGAGAACAGUGGUCACCCUUCAUGUUUAGAUAUGUCUCCAGAAUUGGUUGCAGUGAUAAAGAAAUAUCCAUGGCAGUGUAUGGAAUGUAAAACCUGUAUCAUUUGUGGACAACCCCAUCAUGAAGAAGAAAUGAUGUUUUGUGAUCGGUGUGACCGUGGUUAUCAUACAUUUUGUGUUGGACUUGGUUGUCUUCCAUCAGGUCGCUGGGUUUGUGACUGUUGCCAAAAUGUUCCAUCCACACCAAAGAAAGGUGGACGAAGAGGAAAAAACAGUAAAGAAGGAUAAAACAUCAUAUUUCUUCUCCAAUGCAGCCAAUUACACAAGCCUUUCAAAAUGGUGCUAUAUGACCAGAUACUCUUGCUUCUGGGCAAAAAAAUGACCAAUAUUUACCACUCUUUUUCACAUUUUUUUUACAUCUAACAAUAAACCAUUUGGAAACUUGCUAUAAUUUGACCACAAUACUGGAACAAGAUGUUAAUGAAAUUGUGAUGUUUUUGUAGAGUUUGUGUUUUUUUUUUAUGGAUGAAAAAAAUGAAAUACCUCAUAAAUUUUAUGUUUUUAAAAAAAGGCCACACAUGCAUUGCCAACUGUUCAUGUAUCUUCUUCAACAUCAAAACUUUUUUUUUUUUAAAGUCAAAUUAACUCUACGAGAGUAUUAACUACUGCAGAAGUCUCAUUUGGCAAUUCUUGGUGCCCCAAAUGAAAAUCAUUUAAGGAGCAUUAUGCACUAUGACAAAUAUUCAAAUUUUAAAAUGGUCAUUUGUAUUUUAUGAUGCUGUAAACAUGAUGGUGCACAUAAUUUUGCAAAGCUAUUUAUUUUGUAUGGUUUGUGUUUUUACCUCCUUUUUUUUAAAAUAUGGUUAAGCUAUUGUAAUUAAAUGAGAAACCUCAAACACUAUUGAAGCCCAGAAAUUCCAUCACAUUGUAAGAUAACAAAGUUCUGUUUGCAGGAUUAUUAUUUUCUGAUGUAAAGUGUCUUCUUUUAAUCAUGCUAAUAUUUACAGGGGCCAUAAAUCUUUUAUGAAUUGUAUUGUUUGUUUUUUAUUUGCUGCUUUCAUAUCUGAAAGUUUAAAAUUGUCGUUUUAAGCUUUCAACUAAAGAUGCUACUUUGCCACCUCAAA
Molecule: messenger RNA, 2502 nt
Organism: Bombina bombina (fire-bellied toad)
Lineage: Eukaryota; Metazoa; Chordata; Amphibia; Anura; Bombinatoridae
Gene: PHF10
Product: PHD finger protein 10
Exons: 13
Coding region: 80-1666 (528 amino acids)
Cellular component (GO): npBAF complex
Source: RefSeq, a predicted model, not a curated record